Messenger RNA from Sphenostylis stenocarpa, 261 nucleotides. NCBI's taxonomy places the organism in Eukaryota, Viridiplantae, Streptophyta, Magnoliopsida, Fabales, Fabaceae. The record is from the annotation of a GenBank genome assembly.
AUGGAAUCAUCUCAAGAGCACCUCAGAAACAUUGCUUUAGAAGGUUUCGAUUUCAUAGAGAAGUUCUACGGUCGAAGGAGCACUCCCAAUGAUGCAUUUCCUGGUCGACGUGAUGGCUUUUGGGCUAUUCAUCAAGUCCCUAAUGGCGAAAUGGAAAAGCCUACUCUGAAACCCAAAGAGGUUCCUAACUAUACCACACCAGCUUCAAAUUACCCCAGGGGAAAACCCCAGAAUCGUUGGGGUAGACCCACCAAAUUUUGA